AAAACUAAGGCCACGUCCCUCUCAUUAUCUCCCCUUCUCUCUCGACCCAACCAAAUCACAGUAGCACCUGUCUAAGCCUCUCGCCCCACCUCCUCCCUUUUUAAAGUCACGAGACCGACUGUCCCCUUUGAUCUUUCAAUUUGUGUGUUUGAGAGAGUGAGAGAGAUGUCUCCAGACGGCCUGGCAGAGAAACUGAAAGAGAACUUUCAAGCUCCUUUCUCCACCUUCACUCAACUAGCCUCUAUAUUGCAGUCUCAAACUGAAGUCUUAUAAUUUUCCAAGCUUUAGUUAUCUUCCAUCUGAAGUGUUCGCCUCAUAUUUUCUGUCUUUCUCUGUCGGUACCAUGAGACCGGAGAGGAACCCCCUAGACCUCAACAACUUGCCCGAAGAUUUCACUAGAGACGGAAAACAGGUCUUUGAGGAUAGCUCCUCCUCCGCAGGCUGUAGGAAAAAGAAAAGCGGCGGAAAGGAUGGAAAAGAUGAGUGUGGGAAGGUCUAUGAGUGUAGGUUUUGUUCCCUCAAGUUCUGUAAAUCUCAAGCUCUAGGAGGACACAUGAACCGCCACCGCCAAGGCAAGUCUUCAAAUAUCUAUAUUGUGUUGCCGUGUUGGUGGUCAGAGAGAGAGACAGAAACACUGAACCGGGCUCGUCAGAUUGUCUUCAGUAACGAAAACCUAGCCGCCCAAGGGGUCCCUCAUCUAGGCGGCCAACCCAUCGCACCAGGGAGCUUUCAUCAAACAGGCAACAUGGGAGAUCCAACACUACCCUUCAGAUCAGUCUACCCAACAAGAAUGUUUUCGGGUUCUUCAUCAACACUCUUAACACCACCACCACAACCAUAUCUAUACGCUUCGCCAUCGCGCUUAGUCUCUUAUCCAUCACAGUAUCCUCCACCCUCAAUGAAUGAUUACUAUGUAGGCCACGUCCUCAGCAGCGGCUCACAGUACAGUCAUCCGGGUCUAAAUUACGGAGGUGCUUCAGAUUCAAAUUACACCUGCAUUGGAGCACCAGUGGGACAUGGGUUCCCACCCAGCAAUGGAGGGGGACGGGGGUCCGAAUUGGGUGGAUCAGGAGGAGGAGGAGGAGGAGGAGGUGGUGGUGGUGGUGGUGGUGGUAGGGACGGGUCACUGCAGAAUCAGGAGGAAGGGUUGAAUUGGGGAAGGAGCUAUGCAGGGUCACAGCAACGUAUGGACCCUUCUUUGAUCAAUCGGUUUCAAGAUGGGUUCUAAAGAUUUUUUGAGUGCGAGUGGAAGGUUUAAUCUGCUGUGACACGCCACUUAGAGAGAAAGAGAGGGAGAGGGAGAGAGAAGCAAUAAACUGACAAAUGUGGUCAUGCAAGAAAGAGAAGGAAGUUUUGGUUUUUCUACAGGUAUGGGACAGCUUUUGAGCUCAUACAGAGUCUCAGCUAGUUUGGCUUGGAGCUUGGGAUUGGAGGGCUUGUAUUGGUGUGUUGUACCAACAUUGAAAAGGAAACCAGAGAUGGUAAGAAGAGGGACUUGUGCAGGUGGGACAAGGAGUUAGAUAUGAACUGAAAGUUUCCAACCCUUUUUUGCAUUUGGAGUUCGUUUUGCAUGGCAAUGAAUUUUUUUAUUUUCUUUUUGUGUUUUUGUGCCUUCUCUACCUCCAUCUUUGACCAGAGAUGAGAGGAGGAAGCUGCUGUUCUCUCUCUCUCUCUCUCCCUCUCUCCUUCCCUCUCUCUCUACAUAAUAGGCAUUUAAGUCUCUUGAUACUCUAAUGGCCACACAAUGCUUACACAAUACGGGCAAUGAACUAGACAGUGUUCUGGGAUUCUGUUGAACUCGUUUUUGCUGAAAGUUUCCUGAUCAGAGCUAAUCAAUUCUGUCAAGCAAUGUCUGUAUAAGACUCUUUCUUGAA
Molecule: messenger RNA, 1874 nt
Organism: Vitis vinifera (wine grape)
Lineage: Eukaryota; Viridiplantae; Streptophyta; Magnoliopsida; Vitales; Vitaceae
Product: zinc finger protein JAGGED
Exons: 5
Coding region: 344-1228 (294 amino acids)
Molecular function (GO): DNA-binding transcription factor activity
Source: RefSeq, a predicted model, not a curated record